ACCCGAGACACGGCCACACGACGUAACACGUUGGUCAUUCCUUCCACGGUUACACCGCCUCCUCGCCUCACCUCGUUUGCUGCGGAGAACAAAACUCGGAGGCUCGAAGCUGGGUUUUCGUGUAAUUCCUGCGAAGACGUUAUGAAAAUCUAUCAUGUUCCUUGCCUUGAAGAUAAUUACUCGUACCUGAUUGUUGACGAAAGUACCAAAGAAGGUGCAGUAGUGGACCCUGUAGAACCGGAGAAGGUUCUCGAAGUUGCUAAUUCGCAUGGAGUCGAUAUCAAGCUCGUCCUCACAACGCACCAUCACUGGGAUCAUGCUGGUGGAAAUGAUAUGAUAAAGCAGCUGGUUCCUGGAAUCAAGGUUUAUGGUGGUUCAGUGGAUAACGUGAAGGGAUGCACUGAUAAAGUUGACAAUGGUGAUAAGGUCUUCCUUGGGGCUGAUAUUAGUAUAUUGUCCCUACACACUCCUUGCCAUACCAAAGGCCACAUAAGUUAUUAUGUUACUGGCAGAGGGGAUGAGCACCCGGCUGUUUUUACUGGAGAUGCGCUGUUCAUUGCUGGUUGUGGGAAAUUUUUUGAAGGAACUGCGGAGCAGAUGCACCAGUCACUCUGUGUAACAUUGGGUUCAUUGCCAAAGCCAACCCGAGUUUACUGUGGCCAUGAGUACACAGUAAAAAACUUGCAAUUUGCUUUGACGGUUGAGCCAAACAAUUUGAGGACGGAACGUAAAUUAACAUGGGCACAGAAUCAACGGCAAGCUGGGCAACCGACUAUUCCUUCAACCAUUGAGGAGGAGAUGGAAACCAAUCCAUUCAUGAGGGUUGAUCUGCCUGAGCUUCAGGAGAAGGUGGGGUGCAAGUCUCCUGUUGAAGCUUUGAGAGAGAUACGGAAGCGGAAAGACAGCUGGAAGGGCAAAUGAAUCAUAGAGCUGCAUGUUUAUGCAUCUUUUCCCUCCUCUCUUCCGUCUUUGUAUUAUGAACAAGCCAUGAAAUGUAGAUCAUGCUGCUAUUUUGCGUUGCCUGAACCAGCCGUCUCACCUGCUUUAUAUCGCAUUGUUGGUGUAGAUCCUAAUUAGCUCUUUGGUCCAUGUGCAUUAUGUUGGUUUGUCCAAACAAGUAAGAUGUUCUGUUUCACUCGUGUAAUUUGCUUCUGAACUUGCAAUCAAUACUUCUCUCCUCUAUAGCAUCGGCGUUGCGAUAUUUAGUUGUAACCCAUGAUCCUAGUGGUAUUGGGAAAGUGAAAGAAAAUAAUAGCAUGCUUCUUUAUUGCUA
Prosopis cineraria is the source of this 1273-nucleotide messenger RNA. Its product is annotated as hydroxyacylglutathione hydrolase cytoplasmic-like. Lineage: Eukaryota; Viridiplantae; Streptophyta; Magnoliopsida; Fabales; Fabaceae. Bases 142 to 921 code for a protein of 259 amino acids. Gene Ontology annotation, molecular function: hydroxyacylglutathione hydrolase activity. The record is from RefSeq and is a predicted model, not a curated record. The transcript is spliced from 7 exons.